Messenger RNA from Carassius auratus (goldfish), 1261 nucleotides. RefSeq names its product SWI/SNF-related matrix-associated actin-dependent regulator of chromatin subfamily E member 1-like. The record is from RefSeq and is a predicted model, not a curated record. The transcript has 7 exons. Gene Ontology annotation, biological process: negative regulation of DNA-templated transcription. Bases 150 to 713 code for a protein of 187 amino acids. Lineage: Eukaryota; Metazoa; Chordata; Actinopteri; Cypriniformes; Cyprinidae. Gene Ontology annotation, cellular component: SWI/SNF complex. Gene Ontology annotation, molecular function: nucleosomal DNA binding; nuclear receptor binding.
UGGUUUAUGUCCACUAGGGGAGCAGAAGUGUGCCAGAGCUCAAAUGUGUCACAUCCUGAACCUGCGGAGGAGCGCUAGUCAGUGAGGGAACAAAAGAGCUGGGAACCAAAUGAUGGGGAUAGCCUGAUAUCCUCAAUCCUACAAACAAGAUGUCAAAGCGGCCUCCCUAUGCCCCAGCCCCCACCCCGGCCCCCACAACACAAAUGCCCACCACCCCUGGGUUUGUGGGGUACAACCCAUACAGCCAUCUGGCCUACAACAACUACAGGCUGGGAGGGAACCCCGGCGGGAACAACAGGAACUCCUCCGGGAUCACCGUUCCUAAGCCGCCCAAACCGCCCGACAAGCCACUGAUGCCCUACAUGCGGUAUAGCCGGAAGGUAAGCAGGAAGGUUUGGGACCAGGUUAAAGCCUCUAAUCCUGACCUGAAGCUAUGGGAGAUUGGGAAGAUCAUCGGUGGCAUGUGGAGGGACCUCACUGAUGAGGAGAAACAGGACUAUUUAAAUGAAUACGAAGCCGAGAAGAUCGAGUAUAAUGACUCUCUGAAGGCCUACCACAACUCUCCAGCCUACCUGGCGUACGUCAAUGCUAAGAACCGCGCGGAGGCUGCUCUAGAAGAAGAGAGCCGGCAGAGACAGUCUCGUCUAGACAAGGGCGAGCCCUAUAUGAGCAUCCAACCUGCUGAGGACCCUGAUGGUGAGAUUGACGUCUAAAUGCCACUUUUGGAUGGCAAGAACAUAAUUUGAUGAUUUAUUUGAAUAUUACUUUAACAUGAGCGCUCAACAUGGUCUAAACAUGCUGUUGUGGGCUUGUGGCUAAUAGGGAAAAAAUCCCAGUUAGUUUUUGAAACUGGUAUUUUUGCAGAAUCUGUUUUUAGAAUAAAGGUGCAGCCACAAUUUUGAAAAAGGCUGGAAAAGGACAAUUUUUCUGUUGUAAACUGUAGCGAUGUAUGAAGCAAAGCUCACACAGAAUUCAUUUUCAAACCAAGCAGCUUUCUGUUGGUCAGUGCAGCAAAUCUCUGACCAGCUUUUACCUGCUGGAAGUCUCUCUUCCACAUGCUAAAAUAAAAAUGUAUCUGCACCUUAAUGAGUACUAAUGACCGGUGUUUCUACUGUUACAUAGGGUGUCCGCGGGUCCUAAAGAAUAUUUCAAAUGUCUUAACUAACGUUUUCUUAAUAAAAGGCCUAAAAAAAGUCUUAAAUUCAGAUUCGCUGGGUCUUAAAUAUUUUUGGUCACAUAACAACUAAAAUAUCUUCAGGCA